ACCCCGGGCUGAUCUCUAACUAAACGAGCCUGGUUUUUUGUCAGGCGAAUCAUAACAGAGAGAAAGAGAGAGAGAGAGAGAGAGAGAAAAAAAAGACAAAAACAAAAUGGCCUCUUAUACUUAUGACAACGAGGCCUAUUCUGGUGGAGGGAGUCGAACCGGCAUGGACAGCGCCCCCAAGAGAAUCAAAAAGAAGCUGUCUUGCUGUGAGAUAACCCUGAUAGUCCUUGGUAGCCUCUCUGCUGUCAUGGGUAUCGUUAUGGUAUCUGGAGGGUACCAGGCCAUGUUCGACGCUAUUAUGAAAUCGCAAAUGGCGGUUGCAGAGGGCUCAGCAUCUUACGACAUGUGGCGAGUACCUCCUAUGCCUCUCUACUUGCAAGUCUAUUUCUUCAACAUCAGCAAUCCCGAUGAGUUUGUCAAGGGUGCAAAGCCUAUAUUGCAAGAAGUGGGGCCUUUUUGCUACAGAGAAUACCACGAGAAGAAGGAGAUUGUCUUCCACCCCAACAACACGGUGACUUUCUUCCAGCAAAGAUGGUGGAUUUGGGAUGCGGAGAUGUCUGGCAAUCAUACGGUUGAUGAUAUCAUUGUUGGUUUAAAUACCAUCCCUGUGUCGGCAGCUUGGAGCGUCAGGAAGUUCAACCCCGCCCUCAACAACCUCAACAAGAUGAUCAACGACCUUGGGGAAGAGCUCAUUGUGGCGGUGCCGGCCGGGGAGCUCCUCUUCGACGGAUAUGCGGACCCCAUCCUAGACUGGGUGCAGGACAACGUGAUGAACGAGACCGGGCCCUAUCAUCCUAUUCUCCCAAUCCUUCCUAUUCCUCCGGGGAUUAAGGAUUACGACAGAUUCGGAUGGUUCUAUGGCCGGAACUUGUCUCUGUCUUACGAUGGGCAGUUUAACAUGAUGACAGGCGAAGACACUCUCGAUAAUUUAGGUGCCAUCGACUGGUGGAAUAAAACCCGUGAGACCCAGUUUUUCGACUACCCUUGCAACGUCGUGGAGGGUUCUGCCGGCGAGAUGUGGCCGCCCAACCUGCAGAAGGACUUCGUGCAGUUCUACAGCUCGGAUCUGUGCAUGACCAUGAAGCUGCACUACAAGGAGGAGAUCGAGGAUUCCCACGGUAUUUCGGGCUACAGGUACUGGGGCAGCAACCUCACCUUCGCGAACGGGAGCGUCGUGGCCGGGAACGAGUGCUAUUGCGUCAAGGGAACGUGCGCGCCGACUGGCCUCCUGAGCGGCGAGUCCUGCCGCAUGGGCUCCCCCUCCUACAUCUCCUUCCCGCACUUCCUCAACGCCGACCCCUACCUCCUGGACACCGUGGAAGGACUCGACCCGCAGGAAGACAAACACGCCUUCGUUAUGGAUAUGAUUCCGGAGCUGGGGACGCCCAUGUGGGUGGCGGCGAGGAUGCAGAUCAACAUGCUGGUUCGUCCUUAUCCUGGGAACGCCCUUGGACGCGGCAAGAUCGACAUCUUAAGUGAAGUCCCCGAAGUGUACAUGCUCUUCAUGUGGUUCGAAGUGGCAGCCGGAGUCCCAGAGGAGAUGGUCGGCCAACUGCAGACGCUUCUCUUCAUGAUGAGGUCUCCCACCAUGACGAUCAUAUGGUCGGUGAUGAUCGCCGUCGGGAGCCUCUUGGUGGUCGGUGUUCUGACGCGGCACUUCAUGAAGAGGAGGAAGACUUUGGUGUGAUGUGUGU
Penaeus vannamei (Pacific white shrimp) is the source of this 1694-nucleotide messenger RNA. The record is from RefSeq and is a predicted model, not a curated record. NCBI's taxonomy places the organism in Eukaryota, Metazoa, Arthropoda, Malacostraca, Decapoda, Penaeidae.